Messenger RNA from Seriola aureovittata, 532 nucleotides. RefSeq names its product protein LBH-like. Bases 192 to 512 code for a protein of 106 amino acids. NCBI's taxonomy places the organism in Eukaryota, Metazoa, Chordata, Actinopteri, Carangiformes, Carangidae. The transcript has 4 exons. The record is from RefSeq and is a predicted model, not a curated record.
ACUUCAGCGGUAGCCCAACGCGCCCCGCCGCCUGUCGCCCACAACAGCCCGCAUCAUCAUCAUCAUCAUCAUCAUCACCACCAUCAUCAUCAUCAUCAUCAUCAUCAUCAUCAGCAGCAGCAUCAGUGUGAUGAAGCAGCGGAGGACGGAGACCUUCCUGCUCUGAGACACUGGAUCAGCCCGCAGACAGGAUGACCGAGGUGAUGAACUCUCUGGAGCCCGGGACGGAGGACUUCAGCGGGGGAGGAGCAGGAGGAGAGCAGGCCACACUCUUCCCAGAUACCCAUGAAAGGUAUCCAAAGUUGUCCAAGAGGCUUCCCUCCAUCGUGGUGGAGCCGACGGACGGAGCUGAGGUGGAGAGCGGGGAGCUCCGCUGGCCGCCGGACGAGCCGAGCUCUGCGGACGCCCAAACUGAGAGACAGAGUGCAGAGGAACAGACUGCAGAUGAGGAGCAGUCGAGUGUCGGGGUGGAUGAAGAGGCUUCAGAGGCGGAGACGCAGGACUCCAACUGAGCAAACUCUCCUCCUGCAAG